GCCCACUCCACUUCACCGUCCAAUCAACGCUUACGUUGCUUUGUUGUCGUACGUGUGUUGACAGCGGAACUGAACAAUCGAGAGGGAGGUUAUCUGCAAGAAACCAACACAACAAGAUGGAGGUGGAGCAGCUCCUGUCUCUGUCAGGCUCAGCACUGGCCCAGGCUGUCAGCUCUCUGCUGGAGACCCCAGGCCUCUACGUCUUCUCUGACAUCCUGGAGCUGCCUAAUGUCAGAGAGCUGGAGAAUGGCCCUCAUGCACCGAUGUACCAGCUCCUGAACCUCUUUGCCUAUGGAACCUACUGCGACUACAAAGAGAGAGCAGCCUCUCUUCCCGAGUUGACCCCACCACAGAGAAACAAACUUCGCCAUCUGUCCAUCAUCAGCCUGGCAUCCAACCUCAAGUGCCUGCCGUACUCGUUGCUCCUGCAGCAGCUGGAGCUGAAGAAUGUGCGGGAGCUUGAGGACCUGCUGAUUGACGCCGUGUACUGUGACAUCAUCCAGGGCAAACUGGACCAGAGGAACCAGCAGGUGGAAGUAGACUGCAGCGUGGGUCGUGACCUCGGCCCCAAUGAGCUCCCAAACAUAGUCAACACGCUGCAGGAGUGGUGCACAGGCUGUGAGGCAGUGCUGUGCGGUAUUGAGGAGCAGGUCUCGAGGGCAAAUCAAUACAGAGAGAGCCAGUUAAAGGUCAAAGUCCAAGUGGAAACAGAGGUUUCAAACCUACAGAAAACGUUAAAGGCCAGCGCCGCCUCUCCAUCGUCAGGCCCCGCCCCUGCCGGAGCCGCCUCCAAUCAGGACGCAGACCAGCCCGCUGAGCCACGAGACCCCGCCUCCUCUCAGGAGCCACGACAACCAGGCAAAAAAAGUUCAAAGGUGAAAGGGCUGCGUGGCAGUGGGAAGAUCUGGUCCAAGUCCAACUGAAGACAAGACACUGAGACGUGAAGGCACUGAUGGACACUCUCACUGAUUAACGGACACAUGUUGACGGACAAACGGAUGUUCACGGACACCCUCGUCUCACACACGCAUCACAAUAAAACCAGGAAACUUCAUUGGGAUCUUUUUUUUUUUUGUCACCAAAUCUCACCUUGAUGGAUUCAGAAACACAGAGCAGCUGAUGGAAAAAGACAGGUGUGACAUCCACUAAUGCAGUUGUUAAUAGCCUAAAUGGCAGACUGUCAAUGCUCUCACACACACACACACACACACACACACACACACACACACACACACACACACACCUCUAACACAUUUUAACACAUGAAGUCUGCAACAGGAGUCAGCUGCCUUUGACCAGAAACAGGAUCAGUGUACGUGUGUAUCUCUUUUGGUUUAAAAAUGUUCUUUUAGAUUGAUUCUAUGUUGCUUUGUAUUUUUUUUUUCUCUCUGCUGAGUUGAGACAUGUACAAAAUCAGAAUAUAAAUUGUUGGGAAAUAAAGCGAAGCCCUGUACUUA
Messenger RNA from Centropristis striata (black sea bass), 1457 nucleotides. RefSeq names its product COP9 constitutive photomorphogenic homolog subunit 7A (gene cops7a). The record is from RefSeq and is a predicted model, not a curated record. The coding region runs from base 117 to 923 and encodes 268 amino acids. Gene Ontology annotation, cellular component: COP9 signalosome. Gene Ontology annotation, biological process: COP9 signalosome assembly. The transcript is spliced from 8 exons. Lineage: Eukaryota; Metazoa; Chordata; Actinopteri; Perciformes; Serranidae.